Molecule: messenger RNA, 414 nt
Organism: Papaver somniferum (opium poppy)
Lineage: Eukaryota; Viridiplantae; Streptophyta; Magnoliopsida; Ranunculales; Papaveraceae
Product: proteasome subunit alpha type-1-A-like
Exons: 3
Coding region: 1-414 (137 amino acids)
Cellular component (GO): proteasome core complex, alpha-subunit complex; proteasome core complex
Source: RefSeq, a predicted model, not a curated record
AUGACAUACUUCCCUCAUUCCCUUGGCAGCCAGAGGUCAUGGAAACAUCCAUAUGGUGUUGGUCUGCUUGUUGGAGGGUUGGAUGAAUCAGGAGCACACCUCUACUACAAUUUCCCAAGUGGGAACUACUUCGAAUACCAGGCCUUUGCUAUUGGGGCCCGCUCACAAUCUACUAAAACUUGUUUGCAAUGCAAAUUUGAUUCCUUCGCCAACUCUACCCGUGAUGAUCUGAUCAAAGAUGCACUCUUUGCAAUCAAGGAAACUUUACAAGGAGAGAAACUAACAACUCAAUCUGCACUGUUAUUCUUAUACAAGUAUGUCACAGCAGCCAUGGAUGUUUUUGAUAAAUGUGAACGAAUACAAACUCAUUUAAAACCGUCUGUGUCCGAUCUGAACGCCAUUGACACAUUUUAG